Penicillium chermesinum is the source of this 2208-nucleotide messenger RNA. Its product is annotated as MRX complex nuclease subunit. The coding region runs from base 1 to 2208 and encodes 735 amino acids. Gene Ontology annotation, biological process: meiotic DNA double-strand break formation; mitochondrial double-strand break repair via homologous recombination; double-strand break repair via homologous recombination. The record is from RefSeq and is a predicted model, not a curated record. Gene Ontology annotation, cellular component: nucleus; Mre11 complex. Gene Ontology annotation, molecular function: DNA endonuclease activity; 3'-5'-DNA exonuclease activity; manganese ion binding. NCBI's taxonomy places the organism in Eukaryota, Fungi, Ascomycota, Eurotiomycetes, Eurotiales, Aspergillaceae. The transcript has 2 exons.
AUGGCGCCCACUAAUGAGGCGGAAACCAUCCGCAUAUUGAUAUCAACCGAUAACCAUGUGGGCUACAAUGAGCGGGAUCCCAUUCGAGGUGACGACAGCUGGAAGACCUUUCACGAAAUCAUGACCCUUGCCAAGGACCGAGACGUGGACAUGGUUCUUUUAGCCGGCGACCUGUUCCAUGAGAAUAAGCCGUCCCGGAAAUCUAUGUACCAAGUGAUGCGCUCCAUUCGCAUGAACUGCUUCGGCGAUAAGCCCUGCGAGCUGGAGAUGCUUAGCGAUGCCAGUGAGAAUUUUCAAGGGGCCUUCAAUCAUGUCAACUACGAGGAUUUAGAUAUGAACAUCGCCAUUCCCAUCUUCUCUAUCCAUGGAAACCAUGACGACCCAUCCGGGGAAGGUCAUUUGGCAGCUCUAGAUCUGUUGCAGGUGUCUGGCCUUCUCAAUUACUACGGACGCACACCCGAAUCUGACAACAUCGAGAUCAAGCCCGUUUUGUUACAGAAGGGAAGGACCAAGCUUGCUUUAUACGGGAUGAGUAAUGUGCGAGACGAGCGCCUAUUCCGGACGUUCAGGGACGGCAAGGUCAAGUUCUUCCAACCCUCUGUCCAAAAGGAUGACUGGUUCAACUUGAUGUCCGUACAUCAAAAUCAUCAUGCAUACACAGAAACUGGCUAUCUGCCAGAAAACUUUCUCCCGGAGUUCAUGGAUUUAGUUAUAUGGGGCCAUGAGCAUGAAUGUUUAAUCCAUCCCAGAUUGAAUCCAGAGAUGAAGUUCCAUGUCAUGCAGCCGGGUUCCUCUGUGGCUACUUCGUUGGUUCCCGGGGAGGCCGUCGCAAAACAGGUGUCAAUCGUGAGUGUGACUGGCCGGGAUUUCAAGUGUGAGCCCAUCCGGCUGAAGACAGUAAGGCCAUUUGUCAUGCGCGAGAUCGUUUUAUCGGAAGAGAAAGGCGCCCAGAAAUUAGCACGGAAAGAAAACAACCGAACGGAAGUCACACGGCUACUUAUGGGGAUUGUUGAGGAGUUGAUAGAAGAAGCCAAAGAAGAGUGGCUGGAGAUGCAUGCAGAGCGCGAUGAGCAAGACGACGACGACGAAGCACCUGAAGUCCCACUUCCGCUCGUUCGUCUUCGGGUGGAAAUUUCAACACCUGACGGUGGGACUUUUGACUGUGAGAACCCGCAGCGGUUCUCAAAUCGGUUUGUCGGCAAAGUUGCAAAUGUAAAUGACGUCGUGCAAUUCCAUCGAAAGAAAAAGACCGCUUCAUCGUCACGGAAGAACAACGAAACAGACGGGGCAGCUGUCUCGCACCUCGAAGGCUUGGACACUGUUAAGGUGGAACAGUUGGUGAAAGAGUUCCUCGCUUCCCAGUCACUCAGUAUCCUUCCACAAAACACCUUCGGGGAUGCUGUGGCGCAAUUCAUCGACAAGGACGACAAACAUGCCAUGGAAAUGUUUGUCAAUGAGUCUCUUGAAAGUCAGAUCAAACACCUCAUGAGUUUGGAUCAAGAUGAAGAUGACAUGGACGACGAAGAACAAGCGCAUAGCUCGCUGGUGACUGCCAUGGAGAAAUACCGUGGACAGAUGGAGGACAUGUUUUCCAAAGGCGUCAAGAGGCGCACUCGCGGUAAAAAGCGUUUCAAACCUAAGCCCGAUGGCUGGGAUUCCGAGUUUGACGGUGCUUGGGAAGACCAGCCUGGCGCUUUGAUUCAUUCUGACAACGAAGGAGGCGAUCCUGCCGGAGAAGAGGCUGCGGAAGACGGCUCCAAAACCGCCCGCAGUCGUACCGCAGCGGCCACCCGCGGCCGGGGAAGAGGUCGUGGUGCUCGCGGUGGGGCUGCUAGUACUCGGGGUGUAGCGAAAACAGCCGCUUCUGCGUCACGCAGUCGACGAAAGAAUGAAGUGUCAGACGAAGAUUCGGCUGACGAGGACAUUAUCAUGCUUGACGACGAUGAGGACGACAAAGUAAGUUCUGAUGAUGACGACUCUCAGGCCUUAUUUGUCAAGCAACCUCGCGUUACAGCCUCCCGGAGCAAGGCAACGACCACGACCACCCGUAAACGAGGCGGACGUACUGCAGCAUCCCCGGCUCCGUCGUCCUCUACCGUUGGUGGUCCAGCAACGCGGCGAGCGCCAGCUCGAACUGCUAAACCAACACAGACGACCCUCGAUUUUUCUGCUUCGCAAGCAAGUGAGCCGCGCUCUACUCGGGACUAG